Messenger RNA from Neurospora hispaniola, 1650 nucleotides. RefSeq lists its product as uncharacterized. The record is from RefSeq and is a predicted model, not a curated record. NCBI's taxonomy places the organism in Eukaryota, Fungi, Ascomycota, Sordariomycetes, Sordariales, Sordariaceae. The transcript has 3 exons. Bases 1 to 1650 code for a protein of 549 amino acids.
AUGACGCCCAAACCGAAAGCAAAACCCUCCUCUUACCCCAAGACCAAAGCCAAGAUCAAGGAUCCUCGCACCCUUCAAGCCACUAUGAAGAAGACACCAACCUCCAAAAGAAAGGCCAUUAGGCACCACGCUUGCCGUCUCAACCCACCAUGCAAGCAAGGCCACGGCGGCCCAGCGAAAACUAUAUUGCCGAUCGGCAAGUACUUCUUCAGCGAAGAAGCACUGGAGCACGACUUGGGUGCUCUCAAGAAGGGUGCCGUCUACAAGGGCGACAAGGAGUUCUACAAGCGGGUGAAGGCUUGGUAUAAAGCCGAGGUUGAUCGUUGCAUGCAUCGGAAGUUGGUUGAGAGUGAGGCAGAGAAAGAGAAAGAGGAGAAGGAACUCGAAAAGAUCAUGAUCAGACCGAUGGCCGUCACACGGCCAGUGGCUACCAAGCGCACACUUGCCGCUGCUGCUGACUCCGACGACAUCGAUCUGUCUGACGACCGCUUGACGUCCGAGUCUGUCGAGAGCCCCACGGAGUCUCAAUACUCAGACUUUGAAGAUGACCAUCUUCGGAAGGUUAUCGCCUUGAGGGCGAGCACCCCUAUCCGUCAAAACCCUCAGAAACUUCAAACACCAUCACCUUCCCCAAACAAGUCAACACCAACACGCGUCCAACCUUCCAGGGCAGCCAAGCGCAAAGCCGAGCCACCGUCACUACCACUGACACCAAUUCAAACCCCGAGCCCGAAACGUCAGAAGGUCGCGUCAAGCAUCAAGCACCCGAGCCCCGAACCGAAAGUGGAGGAACCAGGAAAAGAGCCAGCCGAAGAGACCAAAGGCGAUUACAGCCUGUCGAAGCUGGACCUCGAUGAGUUCCAGCCCAGCUACGCUGACCGUGGUGAGAUGGCCGACGGACUAGACGUGGCUUCCUUCAUGAUCAGCGUUGAAAAGGCCGUAGAGACCGCCGUCAGCGAGCUAGUAGCCGCUCGCUUAGGAAACGGAGUGCUUUCUCUAUUUUCUCCGAGGGAAAGUGAUCAAGGUAUUCGGGCAAGAUGGAGGAGGUUUGGCAGUAUCAGCCAAGGCCAAAUCUUGGAAGCGGAAAGCAAGGCUGACGGAGUAUUUAAACCAGCAGGUAACGCGGUGCCGGGGGAAGACUGGCGGCCACCGGUACCUUCGCGUUCUACCCUUGCUACGGUUGAGUUGGGGACAGUGGGAAGGAAGAAGGGUAUAAAGAAAGGGCUGGAACUUCGACUCGCAUCCAGGGAGGGGACACCGGCGCCGGAAGCGGAGAUGGAGCUUAGUCCGACACUUGGUCGGUGGCAGCUUGCGGAUAGGAGAGGUAGUACUUUUUCUGGACCGGCUGGUCCUGGGCGGCCGGGGACUGAGCAACUGGUGAAAGUGGAACUGAAAGUCGACUCGAAAGUAGUAGUGGUGGAUAGGGAGUGUGGUCCUGAGUCAGGAAGUAGAGAUGCAGUGGCCAAAACGCCUGUCGAGGAGUCAAACAAACGAUCGGUGCAAUGUAGGAGCGGCCAUUCCCAAGUUCUCAGGUUCAACCCAUUACUUGCCGUUCUUGCUGGAUCCGACAAGGAGCAUUGCAAGUCCGAGGGGCAGCGGAAGGGGGAAGGGUAUAGGAUUGGCGGGACUUGCAAUCAUGGCAAUGGAUAA